ACCCCCAGCAUGGCCGUGUCCACCAUGUCCAUCUGCUCCAGCAACAUGAGUGACGGCAGCCACGUCUGCCUUCCUGGUCCCUGUGACUCUUGCUCUGACUCCUGGCAGGUGGACGACUGCCCAGAGAGCUGCUGUGAGCCCCCCUGCUGCGCCCCCAGCUGCUGCGCCCCGGCCCCCUGCCUGACCGUGGUCUGCACCCCAGUGAGCUGUGUGUCCAGCCCCUGCUGCCAGGCGGCCUGUGAGCCCAGCCCCUGCCAAUCAGGCUGCACCAGCUCCUGCACGUCCUCGUGCUGCCAGCAGUCUAGCUGCCAGCCGGCUUGCUGCACCUCCUCCCCCUGCCAGCAGGCCUGCUGCGUGCCUGUCUGCUGCAAGCCUGUCUGCUGCAAGCCUGUGUGCUGUGUGCCCGUCUACAGUGGGGCUUCUUCUUCAUGCUGCCAGCAGUCUAGCUGCCAGCCAGCUUGCUGCACCUCCUCCACCUGCCAGCAGGCCUGCUGUGUGCCCGUCUGCUGCAAGCCCAUCUGCUCUGGGAUUUCCUCUUUGUGCUGUCAGCAGUCUAGCUGUAUGAGCUCUGUGUCCAGCCCCUGCUGCCAGGCAGCCUGUGAGCCCAGCCCCUGCCAAUCAGGCUGCGCCAGCUCCUGCACACCCUCGUGCUGCCAGCAGUCUAGCUGCCAGUCAGAUUGCUGCACCUCCUCCCCCUGCCAGCAGGCCUGCUGUGUGCCUGUCUGCUGUGUGCCCACCUGCUCUGAGGAUUCCUCUUCAUGCUGCCAGCAGUCUAGCUGCCAGCCGGCUUGCUGCACCUCCUCCCAAAACCAGCAGGGCUGCUGUGUGCCUGUCUGCUGCAAGCCUGUCUGCUGCAAGCCCAUCUGCUGUGUGCCCAUCUGCUCUGGGGCUCCCUCUCUGUGCUGCCAGCAGUCUAGCUGCCAGCCAGCUUGCUGCACCUCCUCCCAAAGCCAGCAGGCCUGCUGCGUGCCCGUCUGCUGCAAGCCUGUGAGCUGCAAGCCUGUGAGCUGCGUGCCUGUUUGCGCUGGGGCUUCCACUUCAUGUUGCCAGCAGUCUAGCUGCCAGCCAGCUUGCUGCACCACCUCCUGCUGCAGACCUUCCUCCUCCGUGUCCCUCCUCUGCCGCCCCGUGUGCAGGCCUGCCUGCUGCAUGCCCGUCCCCUCCUGCUGUGCCCCCACCUCCUCCUGCCAGUCCAGCUGCUGCCGCCCAGCCACCUGCGUGUCCCUCCUCUGCCGCCCUGCGUGCUCCCGCCCGGCCUGCUGCGGCCCCACCUCAACCCAGAAGUCCAGCUGCUGA
Molecule: messenger RNA, 1296 nt
Organism: Piliocolobus tephrosceles (Ugandan red Colobus)
Lineage: Eukaryota; Metazoa; Chordata; Mammalia; Primates; Cercopithecidae
Gene: KRTAP10-7
Product: keratin associated protein 10-7
Exons: 1
Coding region: 10-1296 (428 amino acids)
Cellular component (GO): keratin filament
Source: RefSeq, a predicted model, not a curated record